Messenger RNA from Amoebophrya sp. A25, 340 nucleotides. The record is from the annotation of a GenBank genome assembly. NCBI's taxonomy places the organism in Eukaryota, Dinophyceae, Syndiniales, Amoebophryaceae.
GUCGCCUCCGGGGUAGGCGUUUGGUCAUUCUUUAUCCUAACGGUAGAAUAGAAGUAACUUCUUGACUACCUAGGCCUAUGACCGAAAGACGGGCCCGGAACUACCUGGGGACCCCCCUCCCCUCUCUACAGCAUCGGGCUAGAACCUUAGAAAAGAUCAGGCAACUGAAUAUAGAAGAAGUUUCAAGCGUGGCUCUAGUCCUGUUAGGUUCGGAGUUAACCUAUUAGGCGAAGCAAGAUCAUGAAGCGGCUAGUUUUGAACUUUGUUGAUGAUCUGCUGAAACGAAGGUGGCCAAUAAAGUUCGAACUUAUACUGGCAGAGCGCGGCAAGAUCAAUGAAG